Molecule: messenger RNA, 2070 nt
Organism: Dromiciops gliroides (monito del monte)
Lineage: Eukaryota; Metazoa; Chordata; Mammalia; Microbiotheria; Microbiotheriidae
Gene: LMAN1L
Product: lectin, mannose binding 1 like
Exons: 16
Coding region: 1-1893 (630 amino acids)
Biological process (GO): Golgi organization; endoplasmic reticulum to Golgi vesicle-mediated transport; endoplasmic reticulum organization
Cellular component (GO): endoplasmic reticulum membrane; Golgi membrane; endoplasmic reticulum-Golgi intermediate compartment
Molecular function (GO): D-mannose binding
Source: RefSeq, a predicted model, not a curated record
AUGUUGGAGAGUGGGACUGUGCUCCUUGCCUCCUCACCUUCCAGCGCUUCUUCCUCCCCUGGCCUGGCCAAGCCCCAGGAGCCCCUCCCUCUUCUACGGGGACGCUGGCUCCACUCUCUCAGCCUGUCGGAGAUACAUCAGGGCAAGGGCAUCGAUCUGGGGCCCAUGGAGUCUGGCCCUUCUCUCCUCUGCCUCCUCUUCCUCCUGCUGCCCUCCCACAGCCAGGCCAAGGCUGCGGCUCCUUGGCACCGAAGGCUUGAGUACAAGUUCAGUUUCAAAGGGCCAAGACUGGCGAUCGCCGGGCAAGGGAUACCCUUCUGGAGCCACCAUGGAGAUGCCAUUCCUGGGCUACAGGAGGUGAGGCUGGCCCCAUCCAUGAGGAACAAGAGGGGAGCCAUGUGGACCCAGGCUGCCAUCCCCUUUCCCAACUGGGAGGUGGAAGUGGCUUUCCAUGUAUCUGGGCUGGGCCGCCUGGGAGCUGAAGGGAUGGCAGUGUGGUAUGCCCGGGACAGAGGCCAGACUGGUCCAGUCUUUGGUGGUCCUGCUUUCUGGGAUGGCAUCGGGAUCCUCUUUGACUCUUUUGACAAUGAUAACCAGAACAACCCUGCCAUCCAAGUCUUGGCAAAUGAUGGACAAAUUCCUUACGACCAUCUCAGGGAUGGAGGAGGCCAGGUGCUGGGCUCAUGUGUUCGGGAUUUCCGGAACCGUCUGUACCCAUUUCAAGCUAGAAUCACCUACUGGGAGGAGAAGCUAUGGGUAUACAUUAACAACGGCCUCACUGCCCAAGGAGCGAUAGAUGAGGUCUGCACUGAAGUGGGACCCCUUCUUCUGCCCCCUGGAGGCUUCUUUGGGGUCUCAGCAGCCACUGGCACCCUAGCAGAUGACCAUGACGUCCUGUCUUUCUUGACCUUCAGCCUGAGCAAGCCAGCUCCAGAGGCUCUCCCCUAUGUCAUUCCUGAAUCGGAGCAGCACAGGCUCAAGCAUCAGCUGCAGGAUUUGCAGAAGGAGCUGAAACACCAGAAGGAAACUUCUCCAAAGCCAGAAUUGGCCUCCCCCUUUUGGGGGGAAGGGUCCCUUGACCUAGAGCUGACCCUCAAGAGACACAGUCAGGUCCUAGAGGAGCUGCAGGACCUCUCAGGAAAGAUGGCUCAGACUGUGGGACAGUGGAGGAGUCAAAUGCAGUUCUUGGGGCACCCGGACAAGGAAAUGCAGGAGGCUGAUGGUGCCCAGGGAGCGACCUCUGAAAAGAUGCCGAAGUGGGAGGGACACUCAGAUAUAUCCCACCGAUAUGGUCCUGUGGCUACACAGAGCAGGGUUGAGAUGGCAAGCCCAGAGCAAAUCCUUGGCUGUCAAGACCAGUGUACCGAGCCUGGGAAGAGGAAUGGACGGGCAGGCUCUGCUCAGGUGUGCCCAGCUGGGUUUGAUCUUCAGGGAGCGCAACUGAGGAUUAAUUCUGCUGCUGUAAGGAUCCUGCUACAUGGACAACAGACUUUGCUUCAGAACAUGCAGGAGAUGAGGGCUGCUGCUGCCCGCAUCACCUCCAAGGCUGAGGUGUUCUACUUGCCUGUGGGCACAGAACAUCACUUCCAGGAGCUGCAUCAGAUCUUGGCCCUGCUGCAAAGAGACGUAGAAAGUUUGCUCCACCUACCGAAGCAUGCGGCCAAGGCCUCCUCUUCCCAUGCGGGGAGGGUCCUGUGUCUGUCCCGUGGAAUCUUUCUGCUCUUUCUCCUGAUCCAAACUGGUUGUGCCUUUUACUGUCUGCUCUUCAGGUGGGAGACUGACAGGAGCCUCAGAGAAUGCUUUUCUAAGAAUUCCCUUGUCCUGGCCCUUGACCCCAAACAGCUGUUCAGAAGACUCAACAGAGUGGCAAGACAGGACUCCCUGACCCCAUGAACAUUCCCCAAACUCCCCACCUCAGCCAAACAGGCAAAAAACGCCCCUUAUUUGGCUAGGUGUGCUCUAGCCUUCCCUUUCAAUAUGUUCUCUUUCCUUACUGUUUUCUUCCUGGGCAUGUUUCCUUGGAAGACUAAUUCAGGAUGAACCCUCUGCUACAUUAAAAGCAUCUGGUGG